AUGUCCAUAUAUCCUGGAAGUCAGUGCUACUUUGCUUUGAUAGAAAAGUUUGGUGCUGAUGCCAUCCUUACCACAGGGCAAUCAGAUUCUGACCUUCCUCCGAUUGACCGUCAUAAGCUAGGCGCCAUAGUCCUCUCAGAUUCCCGCAAACUAGAAUGUUUAAAUUCGAUCCUCUGGCCUCACAUGACUCUAAUGAUAAAAUCUGAAAUAAAUAGGCUUUAUCUCAAUGAAAAAGGUAAAGCCGAUCCCGGGGACGGCGUAAUAGAGGCCUCAAUGCCAAAAUUAAUUUUUGUUCUUGAUGCUGCAGUCCUUUUCGAUGCUAAAUGGGAUAAAUUUUGCAACGAGAUUUGGUUGACGGUUUUGCCCAGAGACGAGUGCCAACGUCGUCUAGGGGAGAGGACCAAUGUAACUUUGGCGUUGGCUGACAGCCUCCUUUCUCGCCAAGCUGAUUCUGUUGCCAAGGCAACGGCUUCUAGCGUUACACCUUUGAAUUUGAAUGAUAAGGCAAAGCAGGAGGAUGACCCGGUCGACUGGUGGACACCGUCUCAAAUUGGUGGAGUAUCGGGGCCAUAUCCACGAGCAAAUGUCAUCAUAUCCACACAAUGGGAGCCAGAAUUCACUCAAAAACAAGUUGAGCUCGCUUAUCGUGGCUUGAUUUCCCGACUUAACUCUUGCAAUCAUUAG
Molecule: messenger RNA, 684 nt
Organism: Protopolystoma xenopodis
Lineage: Eukaryota; Metazoa; Platyhelminthes; Monogenea; Polystomatidea; Polystomatidae
Source: the annotation of a GenBank genome assembly